AUGCCGGAGCUGAAGCGACCUCGAGGACCACGAGAGGAGGCCCACUUUCCCUCUCUCUGGGGAUGGAACCGUCUGCUUCGGAAGUUGCUCUAUGUCAUGCAAGGGCUCAACGUGUUGCUCGAGAACCUGAUGAAGCGGCCGACGGAGGCCCGCGACCUACAUCCUCCUCGCCAUCGAUUACCCGAUCCGGAAGAAGAACGAGCGCCUGCGCCCCGAACUCCGACCAGGACCACCAGCGAAGCCUCAUGGGAGAGAAUGAGCUUGAAUUCAGAGCUCCUUCAAGCCAGUCCCGGGUCCUCCCAGGGAGAUGUGACUCAGCUGCUCGAAGAGAUGAAGGAGAUCGUUGGACCACCGCCCAAAUGCGGUCAUGGACGUCUAUGCCGACUAUUCCUGAGUCGCACGGCGAAGAACAACCGCCGUCUCUUCUGGAGGUGCCCGAUGGAUCGACAAGGACAGUGCUCCACCUUCCAGUGGUGCAAUCGGCAACCACUCCGUCCGGAUCUCGAUCACCUGGAGGAGCCUUCACCACAACCGAUGAGGAGGGGAGCCCCAUCGUCGUCCACCACACCGCAGGUACCACCACUACCCCGACGCUGCCCGCAUCGGAACAUCAGCCGAGCGGGGACCAAUGCCUUCAAGAUCAUGGAGAAGUGUCUGGACUGCAACCGGACCCUAGUGGACGAGCCAACCCCUCUGGGAAUGGAAAAGGCACAGAAGCGCCGGGAACAGAAGGACCAAAAGUCCCUCUACAUCACUCGACUGACUCGCCAACAUCCGGGAGCUCAGUACCAAGAGGGAUACCCUCCGCCUCGCUACCCGAUCUACCAGGAGGACAUGAACAAUCUCACUCCGGCAAUGGCCCACCGCCUGCAGCAGUACCCUACAGCUCUGGUAGACCACAUCCUUAAGGCUUAUAAGGCCUCCAUCUCCUACACCGAGGAGCUCUAUGUCUCCCACACCGACGACCUCUUCCAGGAGAGCUACCAAGUGGACCGACUCAUGGAGAUCAUGGAGAAGAUGAAAUACCGGAAGAAGACCAUCAUGCUGAACGACCUCUACCUCUUGAACGACCAGGCCAUCUAUUGUGACCUUGGAAAAGAGUUCAAAGGACACUUCGAGCUCAUGGCGGACCAGAACGACAUCUACCUGGACCCAGGAUCCUUAGAGAUGCCAACUCAAAGAGCCAUCACGGAACGAGCUGGUAGAAGCUUUAAAGAAGUCCUGUCGAAAACACUAAUGGAAGCAGGUUGCUCAUCUUGGGACGAGUGGCACCUCAUCGUGGACGAGGUCAACGCUACCAUGAACCGCCUGUCCAACAAAUCCGGCUUCAGCCCCAUUCAACGGAUGCUUGGUUACAGUCCCAGACUUCCAGGAGGCAUCUUUCAAGGAGGUGAAGGUAGCAUUGGAGUGAUGUCCCGUUAUCACGCAGGUGAUGCACAAGUUCAACGAUCCACAGACAUUCGAACCCAAGCCGCUGUUGCAUUCCAUCAAGUCGAGUGCGAACAAGCCUUGAAACACUCGGUCUAUGCAGGCCCCAAACGGUUCUACGACUAUGAGGUGGGUCAAACGGUCUACUUCUGGAGAAAGGGAAUGGAACGACAGAAGAAGGACUCGCCAGCCUUUUGGCAUGGGCCUGGCAAGGUCAUCCUCACGGACCUCCCGAACACAAUAUGGGUCAGCUAUAGAGGAACUCUCGUGAAAGCAGCUCCCGAACACCUUCGUCCCAUAACCAAUGACGAAAAGUUCCAGUUCAUGGACUUCUUGACCGACAUUGUCAACACCCAGAAGGAGAUCCAGAACCACAAGAUUAGAAACUAUAUCAUCCUCGAUGAGAAGCCCCCGGCCAUCGAGAAUGCACCCUUACCAGAACAAGAAGAAGAUCGUGAUCGACCUGACGAAGAGGAACCACCACCACCAAAGAAACCUCGGUACCGAAUUGAAGGAAAAACAGCAGAGACCGAGGUCGAGUUCAAACCGGAAGAAAGGGAACCAGCCUUGGAGGGAGAUCUCGACCAUCCGGAACCUAUGUCUAUGUCGCCCAGGAUGGAUGACUACACACCUACCGAACCAGGUGACCAAGAUCCCCACGAAGAGCGUGAGAGAAGGAUGAUUGAAGAUGAGGACAACCACAAGGCCUCGGAGAGACCCACGUCACCACGGUCUACUCCAGUGAUCCGCGAGAGAGUGGAGGACCCUGAACCACCAGUCAAACGAAUCAGGACAGAAGCUCUGGAACUACUGUAUCAAGAACUCGUCCGGCUUCGACCACAAAAGGGCAAGGAGAUUGUACUCAACAAGCUCCCCGCCAAGAAGAAAGAGAAAUUUCUCAAGGCCAUCCUCAAGGAGGUGACCAACAACCUGAGCUCAGGUACCACCACCUUCUUCAAGUCCAAGGACAAGAAGGUCACGAACCAACCCCUGUCUGAACGAUUCCUCCAACUGGCUAAGAAACACAGUCAAGGAGGAUACCUCCUUUUCUACUACCACCAGGAUCUAGAAACCUCUGACCACAAGCAGGACAUCACGAUUGCUGGUUGGAAGAGCUAUAAGCUCAAACGCUGCACAGUGAACACCCUGUCGGCAGAGUGCCAAUCGAUGCUUCAGGGCAUCGGCAACCUCCACUGGCAUCGCUUCUUGCUGGCCGAGCUGUUCGAUGUCAAUCUUCAGAUUGAUAAAUGGGAGUCACAGCUGGCCAGCUUUCCUUUUGUUGCAGCCACAGACUCAAAGUCCCUCUACGACACGAUGACCAAGUGUCGCAACACCUCAGCACACAUAGAUGACAAGCGCACUGGCAUCGACCUCACCAUCCUCAAGAGACGAGUGGAACAGCUCCAUCCCUACAAGCUACGACGUCGGGUUCCACUGUUGCGCUUCACGGUGGUAUACAUGGCCUUCGCAAACACGUCGGCCUUGGCCUCCAGCACCUGCCGCACGCAGCCGCCUGGGCGGAGGCCUGCGAAGCCGGCUUUUUUCCGCGAGGCGGGUGAGAGCGAGUGUGCAGACGUGUGCAGGGCCAUCAAGACCACCGACAAGAAGGGCAUCUACCUAGCUGAACAUGUUGAUGACAGCUUGGAUACUCCUGAAAUCGAUGAAGCGGACUCUGAGUACGAGGUGCUCAUGGCUGCCGCCGAAGAGCUCGGCCUUGACCCAGCGACCUCAGCACCUGAUGAGGAGAUCUUUGAGGAGUCCGAUGCCAAGGAGAUCCUUGCCACCAUGGUUCGUGACCACGUUCAAGGAAAAGGUCGUGGCAAGUCGGGAGGCAAGAGGACCUUCCAGCAGGCGGGAGCAUCCAAAGAAGUUCAACUCCUGGAAUCCGAUGAAGCCCUUUUCAUCCAUUUCCUCGAGAUGCACCAGCAACAGAAACGCAGCCGAGCCAUGGAGCAGAAGCGGGACUCGAUUCCGCAGUGGCGUCGAUUGGCCCUACGACUUCUGCUGAUGAUCCGCCAAAUGAUGAUCUCCCUGGUCUCCAAUCGGCUUCACAUGUCAGGACCUCCGGGAAUGAGAACUCGUCUGGUGGUCAACGAGCUGGAGAACAUGAGCGAGUCCGACCUGGAAGUAUCACAAGAACAUCUACAGGAAGAACUGGAGCAACGCAGACUGGAGGAUUUCUCCCUAGUCAGUGGCGGAAAGGGCAAGAAGACACAGGGCUACAUCCCAGAACCGGCAGCUCCAAAAACUCCGGAGCGGCCCAAGUGGGAACCUCCAUCUCCGGUGAUGUCACCGAGUAUGGACAGCAAUCAACGACCUCCUCUAUGCCAUUGUCAUCUGACGACCACACUCCAGAUCUCCAGGAAGGAGGGGUACCACUUUCAUCGGCAGUUCUGGACAUGCCCACGCUGGGAAACCACCAAGUCUUGCGGCUUCUUCAUGUGGACCAAGGACCAACCAUUUUGGAGUCCCAGUCCGAACAAGAAGGGAGUCAUUCCCUUGCUACCCACGGCCGAUCCGCAGACAGCCAAGUAUCCCAUGCAAAUGGAUCCAAAGAUCUGUCCUCACUACAACGUGACCAAGGCCGGCAGCAAUGGAUGGAUCGAGCAAACUCGCUGCAUCGACUGUCAAACCAUCCUGGAGCGCAAACAGCGCACCAAGCCGGCGUCAGCUGCCAGCUCACACCAGGACAGUGCGAUUCCUGGGGAUCAACAAGCAUGGGAAGAAUUUCAAGAGUUCAAGCAGUUCUGCCAGAUGCAGCGCCGCCGCCAGAUAUUUGAUCUGACUCUUGGAGAUGAUCUUCUUUCUAAGCAGUCACAAGAAUCAGCACAACGAUACCCUCCGGGGCUCGUGAACACGAUUCUCAAGAGCUAUGCCCAGUCGAUCAACCGUCCAGAAAAGGAACUGUACUUCAUUCUGGCUGCUGAUAUCAUCAGCUUGGAUCGGCAGGUCGAUGAACACUACUACACCUCCGAAGAAACUGCAGAGAUCUUUGCGGAAGGCGAGGAUCUGAUCCCAGCCUUAGAUGCUCCUUUCUAUGGCUCUCAAGAGAACGAGUUCACAAUUCAAGCCAAAGAACAUCUACCUGAAGGAGAUUGGAAGUUCUGGACCCGAACUGAUCUCCAAGCCGACAAAUACCAAACCACAAAAGGAGAUGGCCCACACUUCAACCUGGUGGACUACAGGCUGACCUUUAACUUGGAAACGAAGGAACUGAUCAAGCUGGAAUCUGUGAGCGACCUGAAUUCCGAGGACCUCGAGAAGGCACUGGAAUCCGAGAACCAAAACAUCGAGGAAACCAUGACCUUGUCAUCAUGGUUAGAGGGGUUGACUGAGCUUCGGGAUCAACUUCGUCGUCCCGAUAUUCGUGGUUUGAUCGAUUUAAGUGAAGAGGCACCUCCGACUCAAGAUGAAUUAGGAGAGUUCGAGCGAAAACAGCUAUCGGCGAAUAUGCCGAGCGCUCUGCCGAUCCGCCUGGCGAACAACCAGCUCCAGAAUCUGGCGCAGUCCUGCCACCGCCUGGAUUGGUCCGUGCGGUGA
This is a messenger RNA of Durusdinium trenchii, 4968 nucleotides long. Lineage: Eukaryota; Dinophyceae; Suessiales; Symbiodiniaceae. The record is from the annotation of a GenBank genome assembly.